Molecule: messenger RNA, 890 nt
Organism: Centruroides sculpturatus (bark scorpion)
Lineage: Eukaryota; Metazoa; Arthropoda; Arachnida; Scorpiones; Buthidae
Product: trihelix transcription factor GTL1-like
Exons: 2
Coding region: 260-856 (198 amino acids)
Source: RefSeq, a predicted model, not a curated record
ACAUUUGAUAGAAUAAGUGUUCAUUAAUUAAUUUUUUGAUUAAUUAUUUUUAAAUGUAAUAGUUCAAAAAAAUUUUCUUGACAAUACCAAAACAGUAUGUAGUAUUAUGUAUAUUAUAUCAGAUAUCAGAGAUUUUGUGUAAAUAAUAAAUUAUAGCAAACUAUAUAAGAAUGCAAAAUAAAGAUUUUUUUGUUGUAAUUUUUAAGCUAAUAAAUGGACUCGCCAAGCAACCCUUCUUCUUAUAAAUACAAGGAUUGAAAUGGAAGAAGAAUUCCUCAAGCCAAUUCAGAAAUCCAAACUAUGGCUAAGGAUUUCUGACACACUGAAAAAAAAUGGGUACACAUUUCAGGCAACAGAAUGCCACGCUAAGUGGCGAAAUUUAAUGUGUACCUAUAGAAAAAAUGUGGACAGAACAAAAGAAUCUGGUGGGGGUGCUGUAAAAUGGGAAUAUUUCCAUACAUUUCAUGAAGUGUAUGGAAAUAGAUCAAAUGUGGAUCCCCCCAAUAACUACCUUAGAAGUUCUUUGUCAUAUACCUCUCGAAGCAACGUUCAACCACAUGAAAAUAAUUUAAUUUCUGGAGCAGAAUUGGAGCAGAAUUUAAUUUCUGCUCCAAGUACAUCCAAUUCUCAAAGGGAAACAGAAACUGAGAGACCGCAAAAGAGGAAGAAAACUAGUGAUGAACCACCAUUGUGGUUUAAAAAAUAUUUAGAAGAAAAAAAAAUAGAAGACCAAAAAAAAGCAGAAAUUGAAGAAAAACGAUGGACUGACUUAAAAAAAAUAGAAGAAGAGAAAUUAAACGCCAUGAAACAAUUAACAGAUGUUUUAUUGAAAUUGGCAGAAAAUAAGAAAAUGUAAAAUAUUUCAAUAUUUUAAUAAAAUUUUUUUUGUU